This is a messenger RNA of Pisolithus orientalis, 2217 nucleotides long. RefSeq lists its product as uncharacterized. The record is from RefSeq and is a predicted model, not a curated record. NCBI's taxonomy places the organism in Eukaryota, Fungi, Basidiomycota, Agaricomycetes, Boletales, Pisolithaceae. The transcript is spliced from 8 exons. The coding region runs from base 1 to 2217 and encodes 738 amino acids. Gene Ontology annotation, molecular function: poly(U) RNA binding; mRNA 3'-UTR binding; poly(A) binding. Gene Ontology annotation, cellular component: cytosol; ribonucleoprotein complex; nucleus.
AUGCGAAAUGUUGUAGCUUCCUAUAGCUUUCCUGGUGCAUCCGGUAUCGAGUAUUCACGACACCGCACUGAAGAGGUUGCAGAAAAUAUCUCUUCGGCAGGAUCGACAUCGCCUACUAGCACGGACCCAGAGAAAUCUAUAUCGACGCAGCGCACUCCAAAUAUUUAUAUCAACGGUCUUCCCCCACAUUAUUCAGAGCAGGACUUGUUCGCGCUUACACAGCCUUUCGGCGAGAUCAAGAGCGUGAGGACAUUUACCAGACACGUUAGUGAAAAGCCAACCGGCUAUGGUUUUGUCCUGUUCAACGACAUCAAAUCUGCUGAGCGAUGCAUAGAGGGUCUUCGAAAGUACCGUAACCUCCACCCAUCUUUUUCCAAGCAAAUACACCGUAUCCCGGGAACUAUAUACGCGCAACAGAGUAUAGCACAACCUGCCGAACACGACCCAAGCUCAUUCAAGGCACGAAUGGAGGGGCUAAAGGACGAAACAUCAACCAAUCUCUACAUUGAAGGUCUUCCCCUAACGAUCAACGAAGAGAGUCUCGCCUCGUUGACGGCCCCGCACAAGAUUAAAAGUAGCCGGUUCUUCAAGACCAAACUGAGCGAUCCUCCUCGCAUAAUUGCUUUCGUCCGUCUGGAAACGCGUGCGGCCGCAGAAGAAACGAUCGAAAAUCUGCACGGCAAAAUGGUCCGAGGCUGGAACGAUCCUGGCUGCCGAGUCUCUGUGCGUUUUGCAGAUAGUCCUGAACAACGGGAGUUGCGACGCGCUGAGCGGAUGUUGAAAAGCGGGGACAACUCACCUUCCCGUUUAACGAUUGCGCAAGCCGCACUGCUCAAUCUUCGGGGCCAAGAACUGCAAACUGAUUCACGCAAAUCUCCUAGACUCUUCCAGUACCAAGACCUCCCUCCAGCUGAGAAACGAAGCCCGAAUUAUUUCCUGCAGUCGCAGCCAACCCUCGAUUAUUUGCCCAUUUCGCAACCGCUUCCUGUUUUGCCCUCACUACCCACUAACUUGGGCUAUAAUCUGUACAACUCACCCGUGUUUCCCGUGAGAGAUUUGCAGGGAAAUGCGGAGAUGGAUAUUCUUCGACAAUCAAUGCAGGGUCUCGGCAUGGAAGAGCCGAUGUUCGAUAAUCCUUUAAAAAGCAGCGCGCUCGGCAUUGAUUACCAAACGGCUCAGACCUCGCUUCGAUCGCUCGCGGGUACCAGGUCGGUAUCGAGCGUUCCACCUGCACGUCACCGCGGGCAGACUCAAGCACACAAUGGCUUCACUCCUGCAGAGGAGGUGAUUCUUCAGGCACAUGCUGGGCGUCUCCGGAUACAAACUCACUCGACGAAUGGUUCACACCUUUCGGAUGCAGACUUACCGCUUAAUGUCCCAGCUACGCAGGAAUUCAUGAACAGUCAACCCUUCCUGAGUGCAAAUCGAUUGCACACCACACCGAACCAGUUCCAGCUUGGGCGACUACGAACAACAAAGUCUUCUCAGGACCUUCUGCCGACCAUAUCGGAGGACGAUACCCACGCAGUCGCAGGAAAUCCGCGGCUUGCGGCACAACCAAACCCCAUGGCCAUGCCGGGCCAGGAAGCACUCCAUAGUUAUCUAUCUGCGAAUGGCAACGAAGCAGACGUCAAACUCAAACAAGCUAGCCGCGCUAUCAGAAUCACCACAUCGAACCAAGACGAGAAAGCUAAGAGCUGGAGGCAUCUCCGGUCAGGCGCAAUGGGUGCGAUUGGCAGCCACCGCAAUCAAUCUCAGCCCCCUACCACGUCUAUACGUCAGCCAGUUACCACCAGACUAUCCUUUUCAGACGACGAUUCAUAUCAUCAAUCGUCUGUUCCCUCGAACAGCUCCACUACCAUAGGUCACUCCAAUGAGAUCAACGCCGAACGUGUUUACCCGCAGGACGGAGGGCGGACUAGGCAGGUUGAGAGUCGCAAUAGGGCGCAUGUUGGUCUCGCCCCAAGGGUGACGACCCACCACGCCAAUGCAACCUUCUCACCUUCCUGCGGGGAACCUGCGAGGAUGAACGAACUGAAGUCACCCACCGUCGUCUCGCCCGCCCUGACCAAUUCCUCGCGUUCUCCGUCUACCCUCAGUCCAUCCACGCCCUUCUCCAGUUCAUUCGGAAGCAUGCACGAUAUGUUUGAUGUGGUGACGAUAGACAACGAGGACGAGAUGGAGAAAGACAUUAAGGUAAAGGUCAGAUCCAAGUAA